CUUUGGGGGGUGACACGUUUCUUGUCUUUGGCGCCCAAAGACAAGAAAUGCUCAUUCUCAUCCGGAUGAGAAGCGCCGCUCAAUACAAAAUAUGAGAUGCCCGGAAUCUUGAUUCACUGGCUUCUUUGCUGUCUCACCAUCGACACCCAGGCCCGAAGUGUUUGGGCCUACUUUGAGUCUCCGACCUCGUCUACUCUGGAUCCUAUCGUGUAAACACAUGUUACGGCGUAUUUGGGUGGAGAAGGGAAGUGGGGCCAAGUGGAUAGCAAAGACGAUGAGAGAUGGAUGCAUUAUUGGACAUGUCUUAUUAUAGAACGACGAUGGGGAAGACGCCAAAUUUUUGAUUUUUGAAGAGGUUAUUGACAAGGGGCAGACGUCCAACGAGACUGACUUGUCUUUAGAGCUUCAGGUGAUCGGUCCGAGUUGUGGAAAUAUGGCACGGCGUUACUCUGCUACUCUCUUAGGAGCUGUCAGAAACUGUGGCGAAUCUCAAAUUGGAAGGUGCUGCGCAGCCCAGAAUGGUGGAGUUUUGCAAAAUCGGGGGGACCUUCAGGGUCAUCCCAAACUUAUCGACCAAGCGGUGGCGGCGUUCAGGCGGUCGGUAAGCUCGUACGAAGGGAAUGGUGGUUCGAAGAUUCCAGAGCGUGUCGGAGGAAAGGACAGAUUGAUACUUCGCGGGGGGAAGUUUCAUGGUUAUCACGGUGUCCUCGAGGAGGAGAAGAGACUGGGACAGAAAUUUCUGGUGGACGUGGAUGCAUGGUUAGAGCUUCGAAAGAGCGGCAGCUCCGACGAUCUGAACGACUCUGUCAGCUACGCGGACCUUUUCAGUAUCGUGCAGAAGAUCUUGGAAGGUCCGAGUUUUGAUCUGGUAGAAAAAGUUGCUACUGAGAUAGCUCGCGAGGUGUUAGUGGCACAUCCGCUCGUCACGGACGUGCGUGUCAGGGUUUUAAAAUGUGCCCCACCGGUUUCAGGCUUUGUGGAUAGAUUGGGCGUCGAAAUCUUUCGAACCUCUUCGGAUUUCGUCAGCAGAAGUUAGUCGAAUUCACAGUGAUGUCCUCUGCUAUCAACAGUGGAGCGAUUAUAAAUCCAGGAACCCACAAAGAUAAGCUCGAAGAAGACAAACCCGGGAUGCCUUACUCUGGAUUCGAACUUCCUCGAUAAGGAGCCCUCAGCAUGUGGGGAUCGAUCGAUCAUUUCAGCGUCCAGCAAAUGACCUAUAGUGCGGUUUGAGUGGCUGGCCACGCCCAAUACUUGACAAAAUAUCAGGCGGUAUCAACCUUCACACUUGUUCACGGUAUAUUCUUUUUGAUUAUAAAAUGAGGAGAGAACUGGACUUGACCUUUGUCGGCGAAUUGCAAAUUUUUUAUGAAAGCAUGAAAUGAUGUUUGUACAGUCUCCCUCUCUAUCACAAGCAGCUCAGUCCUCUGCCUUCGAUUCCCUCCGGGGCAAUGCUACUGGCAGAACCCUGUAACUUCCUGGAAAUCUCCCUGGAAUCGUUCUACUCUGUUGACUUCC
This is a messenger RNA of Marchantia polymorpha subsp. ruderalis, 1515 nucleotides long. The record is from the annotation of a GenBank genome assembly. NCBI's taxonomy places the organism in Eukaryota, Viridiplantae, Streptophyta, Marchantiopsida, Marchantiales, Marchantiaceae.